Saccoglossus kowalevskii is the source of this 2606-nucleotide messenger RNA. RefSeq names its product centrosomal protein CCDC61-like. Lineage: Eukaryota; Metazoa; Hemichordata; Enteropneusta; Harrimaniidae. The record is from RefSeq and is a predicted model, not a curated record. Gene Ontology annotation, cellular component: ciliary basal body.
AAUUGUGUUAGUAGGUUUGAGAAGAAAAAUAAAUAGUUUUGACGAAGACGUAUAAGAUUCGACUAGAUUGGUAAACGGACAUCUUUUAGGUGAAUACAUUCAAGAACACACAGUUAUAUGAUUCGUUCGACUCGGUACAUUGAAUGAACGAGUUCACAGCUGGAGCAAGUUGAGUCAAGUUUUUGUAGACUGUCAGACUCACAACAUCACAAUCCUUGGAAGGGUACGACGUAAGCUGAUCUUGUGAGUUUGCGAUCUCAGUUUGUAUUUUGUAGUAUUUUUUUCUGAUCGAGUGCAUGUUAACGUAACUUUUUUGUAUCCCGGGAUAUUGUCGUGUUUCGGCGUGAAUCGACCAAAGGAGUGUGUGUCUCCAGGGAUCUCUCCGUCCGUUGAAUCGUUAACAACUUUGCAGAGAAAACCGAUAUUAAUUGGGAUUUAGAGUUCGAACAAACCAUGGCUCACGAAGAAGGUAACAGUGUAAUCUCUUCAACAUGCGUUUUUCGUGGUAUGGAAUACAUUGUCAGUAUGCAUGUGUCAGAUGCAUCAACGUUGACUGUGGAAGUUGAGGAUAGACUCAGUGCUGACCAGUGGAGAGGAACGUUUGACGCAUCCUAUAUUGAAGACCUAACCCAUAAAACUGGUAAUUUUAAGCAGUAUAGCAUAUUUGUUAGUAUGUUAGAAACUGCUGUCACAAAGACAAGUGAUGCAGUCUCACUAGAUUUAUUAACCUAUGCAGAUCUAGAAUUGCUAAGAAAUCGUAAAGCUGGUGUUGGAACUAGAGCUAUUCCUGGAGCCAAGUCAACAGCACUGAAUACUAAAAGAUAUUUAAUACUCACAUACACAGUAGAGUUUGACAGGAUACACUAUCCACUACCUCUACCUUACAUGGGUAAACCAGACCCAGUCUUAUUACAAGAAACAGUAAGAACACUCAGGGAAGAAAUUAAAAGGAUAAGAAAACAAAAGCAUCCAGACUACAGAGAAGGAGAAUUCACUAGGAUUAAAAAAGAAUAUGAAAAAGUGCUAAAAGAAAAAGAAGAAAUAGAAGCCGCUUACAUGCAGUUUAGAAGAGAAGUGAAAAAUACAAGUAAAGGUAGUGCCGCAAAGGAAGUAAGAAUACUGAAAAAUAUUGUGAAAAACUUAGAGGAUGAAGUGACUACAGAGAAAGCAAAAUUUCGAAGGCAAGCUAAUAAAAGAAAUCAGGAUUACAGGAGUCUACUUGAAGAGGUUGAAGAGUUGAGGGCAAGUGAGCGAAACUUGCGUGCACGUGUGAAAAGUCUUACCAAUGAAUUAGCAGUGUUCAAAAGAGGAAGGAUAAGCAGAGCAUCACCCAUACCUAAUGUGUCAUCAUCAGCACAGAGAAGGGAAAGAGAAAGAAUCAGGAGGCCGCGAUCACUACCAAGGGAGAGAUCACUGUCAAGAGAUAGAUCAUUAUCGAGGGAAAGGCCAUCAUCAGUGUCAUCUGCUAGGAGUAUCACGCCAUCAGGUUGCAGACUGCCACGAUUUGACCCUACUGCUUAUAUAUCUGAUAAAAAACGCAAACAGGAUGAUGCCAAAUCAAAAAGAGAUCGUUCUAUUAGAAGAUAUGGUAACUUAGAUAGAAGCCGAAAUCCAUCAUCUGCUGAGAGAGGUAGAGAAAGGACGAGACCAUCACCAUUAUAUUCUGGUGGUUACAGAAGAGCUCGAACUAGUUCUAUGGGAAGUAUGGGAAGUAGAACAUCCUCUUUGAGUGAUAUUGAUAUGCCAUCUACCAGUUCACAAAGAUUAAGGGGUAUAAAUAAUGUGCUGAAAGGGAGGACAUCAUCAUCAGCACCCUGGGCCAGUCCUGAUGUGCCUCUACAUAUGGCAGGCAGUGGUAAAUCAUCCAAGAAAACUAAAUCAAGAACUAGGAGAGCUGUAAGUACACCUGAUCCAGCAGCUGAUUUGGAUAAAGUGCGUAGAUUAACGAAUACAUCUGGGAAAAUCAGAAAACGAGAUGUAAUAGAUUAUGAACCUAUAGGUAACAGGAAUGGAUACUACCAUGACAGAUCAGCUGAGAUGUCUGAAAUUGAUGCUAGACUCAACGCACUUCAACAGUUCAUGCAAAAUAAUCUAAAUUGAAAAUCCUGCUGGGAUUGUGCAAGAAAAAUGAAUUCAGUUGAUGUAGUUAUGUAAAUUAAACUAAGACAACAAUAGAUGCUAAUUCUGUACUGUUUUGUAUGUGAUUAUAUCAGAGACACUAGAAUGUUGUGAUAAUCUUAGACAUGUUUGAGAAAAGAUUUGUACAUUAUAUAUGGUCUUUCUGCCCUGUCAAUUAGAUAAUCCCCUGUACAUACUAAUUUUUAUCAUAAAUUCAAAAAUUGCUUUCUUUUUGUAUAUACACAAUAAUAACUGAUAUAUCCAUAAUUUGUUGCACCAUAACCAAUAGUUUAUAGUUUCCAUAUACCAGUAAUUUGUGUACUUGCCAGCAUUGUUUAAAUAUUUCCAUUUUCUGUACGAUUGUUGUUCUUUUAGUAAUUGUAACUGAAUGUGGUGUUGUAUUUAUGCCUGUCCUCUCUUACCCAGCACUUAUGUUAUCAGGUAUGGUCUCAAAGAUAACAUUCAGUUUAAAAUUAUCACAAAUACAU